UGCUUCUAAACUCGAAACUCCUACUCUCUCUUUUAGCUCCGGCGAUAUUUCAUACCCUGUAACCCCAGAAUAGAAAGAUAAGAGAUUCUCCGAUGACCACUUCUCUACUUUGUCCCAACACCUUUCUUCAUGGCACCAAGAUCUUCUCUCCUUCUCCCCCACGACGGGUCUCACCUCCCAGAAGCUUCAAAUCCGUAGCUUCCAUGGCUUCUGACCACGUCCCCAAGCAGUUCAGAGAAGAGAACCUCAAAGAUGGAUUGAUGGAUAAUUACAAGAAUGUGCCGCAGUAUCUGUAUGGGCUUUCUCCUUCCCAAAUGGACAUGUUUAUGACAGAGGACAAUCCGGCCAGACGUCAGUCUGAAAGUGUUACAGAGAAUAGCAUUUCAUCAGCCAACAACUAUUUGAACAAUGGGGGGAUGUGGAGUAUGUCGGGCAUGGAUGAGAAGGGCCCUUCAAAAUAUAGUAUGAGUGUGAGCAUGUACCGUGGUGGUGCGAGGGGAUAUGGAAGACCCCGAACUGCUCCUCCGGAUUUGCCUUCUUUACUAUUGGAUGCUAGAAUUUGCUACUUGGGAAUGCCGAUUGUGCCAGCAGUAACUGAGCUUCUUGUUGCUCAAUUUAUGUGGUUGGAUUAUGACAACCCCUCAAAGCCUAUAUAUUUGUACAUAAAUUCUUCUGGAACACAGAAUGAGAAGAUGGAGAGCGUUGGAUCUGAAACUGAGGCAUAUGCCAUUGCUGACAUGAUGAAAUAUGUCAAAUCAGACGUUUAUACGGUGAAUUGUGGCAUGGCCUAUGGACAAGCAGCACUGCUUCUGUCUCUUGGAACAAAGGGUUAUCGUGCUGUGCAGCCAAAUUCCUCCACAAAGUUAUAUCUGCCCAAGGUCAGCAGGUCAAGUGGAUCGGUUAUUGACAUGUGGAUUAAGGCCAAGGAACUGGAUGCCAACACCGAGUACUACAUUGAGCUGCUUGCAAAAGGAACAGGAAAAUCCAAGGAAGAAAUUGCUAAGGACAUCCGGCGGCCAAAGUAUUUUCAAGGACAAGAAGCGAUAGAGUAUGGGCUUGUUGACAAGAUAAUUGAUUCGCGUGAUUCUGCAUUUGAGAAGCGGAAUUACGAUGAGAUGCUUACUCAAUCAAGAGCUAUGAGAAGAGGCGGGCCACAAGCAGCUCCAUCUGGGUUUAGGUGAUUUGAUGAGGAUAGCAUUGCCAAGAUAUAGAACAGUAAGCCUGGGCUGGUCAUCUCUUUCUUUCCAUAUCUUCUACCUUUUAGAAGCUGGCUGCAUUUGGGGUUUUGGCCGGAGACAAUGAUGUAAAAAUGCCCCAUUUUAUGACCAGGCAGUAGUUGAUUUAUAUCUCUGAAGCUGUAUAUCUUCAUUAUGUUAGCUACUCAGAUGAUAAGUGUUCUGUUGGAAAGAAAGCGCAAAAAACAAUAACUUAUAUGGCCAAACGGGCUUAAGAGAUUCCUCCAGCUUUUAUUUUGCCUGUAGGUAUUCUGUUUCCUCCA
This is a messenger RNA of Argentina anserina (silverweed cinquefoil), 1498 nucleotides long. Its product is annotated as ATP-dependent Clp protease proteolytic subunit-related protein 1, chloroplastic. Gene Ontology annotation, molecular function: serine-type endopeptidase activity; ATPase binding; ATP-dependent peptidase activity. NCBI's taxonomy places the organism in Eukaryota, Viridiplantae, Streptophyta, Magnoliopsida, Rosales, Rosaceae. The transcript is spliced from 9 exons. Gene Ontology annotation, biological process: protein quality control for misfolded or incompletely synthesized proteins. Gene Ontology annotation, cellular component: endopeptidase Clp complex. Bases 93 to 1181 code for a protein of 362 amino acids. The record is from RefSeq and is a predicted model, not a curated record.